Leucoraja erinaceus (little skate) is the source of this 2724-nucleotide messenger RNA. It is a transcript of the gene zmynd12, whose product is annotated as zinc finger, MYND-type containing 12. The record is from RefSeq and is a predicted model, not a curated record. Gene Ontology annotation, molecular function: protein binding. NCBI's taxonomy places the organism in Eukaryota, Metazoa, Chordata, Chondrichthyes, Rajiformes, Rajidae. The transcript is spliced from 8 exons. The coding region runs from base 154 to 1311 and encodes 385 amino acids.
CUCCUUAGCAACGUGCAGCAAGUCCCUAGCAACGUGUCCCAACUCCUUAGCAACGUGUCCCCGUUCCCUAGCAACGUCUGCCAGUCGUCAGUAAGGCCGCAUUUGAGAAGCUGAGAGUGCUGCAGAAACGAGCUGACCUCCCGAGCUUUCGCCAUGUUAAGUACUUCUGUUUAUCCGCUUGCUAAUCCCAAGGGGGUCACACUGGAGUGCGAGAUGUGCCAAAAAACCGCCCAUAUUAUGUGCUCCCGGUGCAGGGUGACUUAUUACUGUGAUAUUGCGCACCAAGAGGCAGAUUGGCAUGGAAUCCAUGAGAAGAUUUGCCAGCUUCUGAUUCCGGUACGAACACCACUGCCUUUCCUCAGCUCAACAAUAGAACGAGAGCACAGUAAGGCACAACUUGUGCAGAGACAGAAACAUCUCAUUGAUCUGACACGAACUGUGGCUCAGAAGCUUCUGUUUGAGGGUAAACAUGAAAGGGCGAUACCUGGAGCACUGCAGUCCUUGCGUUUUGCAACCACAGUUUAUGGCAGCCUCUCGGCUGAGCUAGUUCCAUCUCAGUUACUCCUGGCAGAAGCUGGUAUUGGCCUUGGUCGACUAGAUGAAGCUGAAGAGUACCUCUCUCAGGCUCAGUGGACGGUGAUGAAGACCAAGGAAUGUAUUAACGCCAUUCAGUACAAGUUGUUCCGAAACCUGGGCCUUUUCUACACCGCCAAGUGUGACUACGACAAAGCGCUGUGGUGCUUUGCUGACGAUAUUUACCACGCCACACGAGUGUUUGGCGUGUCUGACAUUCACACCGCCGGUGGGUAUUACCAUAUGGCCAACGUGUUUUACCAACAGGAGAAGAUGGACAUAGCAGACUCGCUGUACUCAGAGGUGACCAAUAUCUGGAAAACGUUUCUGGGUGAACUGGUGGAGACGGAGAUACAAAAAUCUCUGUGGAAAGCAGGAAUCAGUUCACCAGCACCUGGCACCAGUCUCAUAGAUUUUACAGAUGUUUUUGAUGAAGCCCAGGAAGCAGAAGCAGUCAAGGUGUUGCAUGCAAUCUUUAACCUGCGUAACCAAGAGCUCCUUGUGAAAAAAGGCAAAAUUGGAAGCAUUGCCCACACCCUGGCCAUGCUUUACUACCUGUUCAUGAACUUCAAUAAGGCUACUGAAUAUGGAGAACUGGCUUUACAAAAUACCGAGUUGAUCGUACAGGAUAAAAAUGAGAUCUCGACAAUCCAACGGCUCCUUGAAAUGGCUAAAAAAGCACUUUCAUAUCCCGGAGGGAAGGGACCAUCCCCCUACGACUGGGCUAACACAUGCUGAAAGUUGUCAUGUCAGUGUGCCGGGAUGUUCAGUUUUAAUACCAAAGUGGAGAAUCGGUUACACCAUCAAAUAUUUACGUGGAAGUGGCUUGAGGCAAUGCAAUAUUUUAACAAUAUAUGUAUUAAAAUAAACCCGGAAACUGUGAGUUUCUUUAACAAAAGAAUUAUAGCAAGUCAGGCGAUGCAAGUUUCAUCCGUGGCGGUCAAAAGCCAGUAUCAUAUAAUAAAUAUUGGCAACAUACCACACAGACGUGUAUUUGUAAAGCGCCAAUAUGUUUGUUUCACAGCCAUCUAAUAGGCACUUUUCAAGUCAGUAAUUUAUACAAAACUGAUUUAUGUAAAGCAAAAAAUCACAGAUGGGGAAAUACAGGAAUUAACUACUUGAUUUAGUCGAAGUGAAAAUAGCAUUGAUAACACAUCUCUAUGAGAUUGCGUUCCACCCCGAAUAUCAACCAAAAACGACAAAACUGUAAUAACAAGGAGUUUUUGUACUAUUGCCAAUGUUGGAUUAACUCAGCAGGUCGGGCAGCAUUUCCGGAGAAAAUGGAUAGGCGGCAUCUCUGGUCGGGAAAAACAACAUGGAUAGGUGAUGUUUCAGACAUUCAGUCUCGACCCGAAACGUCACCUAUCCAUGUUCUCCAGAGAUCCUGCCUGACCCGCUGAGUUACCCCAGUACUUUCUGUCCUUUUUGUGUAUUAACUGUCAUCUGCAGCUUCUUGUUUCUACUGUUUAUGCACUUAAAAAGCAUUGAUAAGGUGGGGACAGUGAGCCAAAAUAAAACCUGGAGCUGGAACUGACUGCCGGGAAGAACGUUAGAAACAGAUAUAAUCUUAUUUAAACAAAGCCCAGACAAGCAAACUGAAAAUCCAUAAUGUACAAGGUAACUGAUUAAGAUCUGGAACUGGGCAGAACGGCCUGUAACUCGGAAGAUUUCUAUCAAAUGAUUCCUAGACCAACCACAUACACCCUUAGUGUUGUCAUGGCCGGUUCGCCGUCCACCCCAUUUUACCAAUGGUUCUUGACAGAGUAGAGUAAGCAUCUGUGGGGUCUCUGCAUUAAUCCACAUGAUGCGGCAAUCAACAGCACUUUAGUGAUUGUUUUUAAAGAGCAACAUAACCAACUUUAAGAUUUAAGAAAAUAAGUUAGCAGAGUUUCGUGGAGAGUUGAUUCUUUUCAUCCUACCCAGCUUUAUAGGGAUUUGCAACUCAAUAGCAUUGCGGGUGGUAGAUGCAGAUACUUUCAGUUUGACUAGCCCAUAGUUUCCCCAUCCAAUGUGGUACAGAUUGACCAAAAUUUGCCUGUGUAAUCCAGUAAAUCAUAGAUAAAAUUUAAAUAUGGAAAACAAAGCACACUGGCUCUGAGCAUAUUUGUGCCAUACGGAUCCAAUGAAAAUUCAAAACCAACUUCUCAGUUC